Molecule: messenger RNA, 297 nt
Organism: Ustilago hordei
Lineage: Eukaryota; Fungi; Basidiomycota; Ustilaginomycetes; Ustilaginales; Ustilaginaceae
Exons: 2
Coding region: 1-297 (98 amino acids)
Source: RefSeq, a predicted model, not a curated record
AUGAGGACAACAGCUGUCAGACUUCUCAAGGUCAAGCCUCUUCCUGCCUGGGCAUUCUCGUCGGUGCGUCUGCCGCCUUCCGCAUCGGCAAAGCAAGCCAGCUCCGUGACAUCAGCAUCGAAGGGCCUUAAAUCGUCGACAACAGAUGUGGCUGCCGAGCUAGAGAAGAGGGUUGUCGCGCGCCAAGGUCUCGGCGAGAACGUCCGCAUCUCGAAGAACAUCAUCAACAAGGAUUUGUACUGGAAGGUCUCGAAACCGCAACGCGAUACUCUGAAAAAGCUCCUUCGCGAAGCAUGA